AUGCGGUUUAUCAAUCCUUUCGUCGAGGGUCAAGACUCAUCCCCGUGGUCGCGCACUUCCCUCGAAAACGGCUGCUACCGAGAUUUCAAAAAGGACGAACGCCCUAUUCUGGUAUCCAUCAGAUCUGCGAGGAGCUCCGUCUCUUCAUUCUUCAGCGAUGACCACAAAGAUAGCGGCAACCGCCCUCGCAGAAACGGCUAUAUAAUGUCGAUACUAUGCCUGAUGCUCCCGUCAUUCAUGUUCAGUCCAAUGAAGAACCACGCUGCCGAUGGCCGAAGGAGUUCAGUGUCUCAAGUCUACGAUUCCACGGCCUACUUAGAUGGCCUUCGCGGCUUAGCCUCAUUCAUUAUCUACAUUUCUCACUACUCUCAUCUUUGGUACCCCGAGCUUGGCCAAGGAUAUGGUUCGCCCGACGAUGGCUCAAUCGUCCGGCAGAAAUCAAUUGUCAGGGUUCUGCACUCCGGCCGGUCCGCCAUCACCACUCUUUUCGUCGUAUCCGGCUAUGUGCUCUCUAUCAGGGCCCUGACGAUGAUCUACAAGCACAAAGACGAGCAUCUUCUCCGGAACAUUGCAUCGUCUGUCUUGCGCCGUCCAAUUCGCCUGUACGCCCCCGUCGCUGUCUCUACAGCCAUCAUCGCCAUUAUGGUACACUUUGGCUUCUACAUCAGGGACCCAACAUCCGCGCCGUCUCCGCCAGUCAUCGACACUUUCGCCGGCCAAAUGCAGCAUUGGCUCGGGGACUUUGUCGGUCUGAUGAAUCCGUUCAAGCCCGUUGCUCACCAAGAUGACGCUGGGGUUAUGGCCUACAAUGGACACCUCUGGACUGUUCACGUCGCCAUCAAGGGCUCGCUGCUUGUCUUGGUCGUUCUCCUUGCUUCUUCAAUGGUGCACAAGUUUAUUCGCGCUACUGGGACAAUGCUUCUCACCGGCUGGCUCGUCCACCUCGGGGACUGGGAUAAGGCCCUCUUCCCCGCCGGACUUUUGCUGGCCGAGCUCUCCCUCGCUAUCCCUCCCAACGCGUUGCAUGACGUGCUCCCGCGAUGCAACACCUCAACCAGCCGGCGUGCGUUUGCGUACUUGAGCGGUACUUUCCGCCAUGUGUGGACGAUUGCCCUGUUUGUCUGCAGCCUUCAUCUCAUGUCUUACCCGGAGACAAAAGGAGCUUCGGCUUCAGGCUUUCACUGGCUGUCAUCGCAUGUCUUGCCAUGCUAUCGUGGCUCGGACGGUCAAGUGCAGCUUCACUGGAACGCCAUCGGCUCCAUUCUUUUCAUCAUUGCUUUGAUGUACUCACCCCAAAUCAAUAUCCGCCGCUCUGUCUCGGCUCUUUUGGGCGGGUGCAGAACCCGAUCACCCUGGCAUAAGACCAACACGGUCUUACACACGAGCGAGAAGGAAAAGCUGGAAGAGGAAUCGGCGCCAACCACCACUUACGAUCAGGGCGAGCCACUGCUCCAACGGCUCUUCACUACAGGUAUAGCCCAAUACCUCGGGCGCAUCUCUUACUCUCUCUACCUCUGGCACGGAUUCAUCAACCACGCAAUGGGCACGAGGUGGCUGGUUCCUGCUAACACCGCCUUGAUGAAUGCUCACUCUCUCGCCUCCGCGUCCCUCGAGGACCUCCCCCUCAAGAUGACUGGUUCGAUGUUUGAGAAGGCUUGGAGCGCGUAUGCUUUCUCGUUCUGGGGAAGCUUCAUCCUUAACACGUUGGUUCUUUUAUGGGUUAGCGACAUUUUCAACCGCGUGGUGGAUGUGCCGACAGUUAAGAUCGGGCGAUGGCUUGGCGAUAGGUGCUUCAAGAAGUUGUAA
Colletotrichum gloeosporioides is the source of this 1806-nucleotide messenger RNA. RefSeq lists its product as uncharacterized. Gene Ontology annotation, cellular component: membrane. The transcript has a single exon. The record is from RefSeq and is a predicted model, not a curated record. Gene Ontology annotation, molecular function: acyltransferase activity, transferring groups other than amino-acyl groups. NCBI's taxonomy places the organism in Eukaryota, Fungi, Ascomycota, Sordariomycetes, Glomerellales, Glomerellaceae. The coding region runs from base 1 to 1806 and encodes 601 amino acids. Gene Ontology annotation, biological process: polysaccharide biosynthetic process.